Messenger RNA from Fusarium sp. VM40, 1815 nucleotides. The record is from the annotation of a GenBank genome assembly. NCBI's taxonomy places the organism in Eukaryota, Fungi, Ascomycota, Sordariomycetes, Hypocreales, Nectriaceae.
AUGGCAGUCUCAACUCCAACACCAGCGCCAGCGCCAGAGCCGAGAACUAGCUCGGACAGCACUCUUGACGUUGAACGAGAUGGAGCUUCUAACAACCCCACAACCACCGAAACUGGCCCCGAAGGAGCGGAGACGACGCCGGCCGGCAGCAGCCCGUCGCCCGGAGGUCCUGGGGCCAGUGACCCCGAGGCCGGACGAACCAAGUCCGAGAACAUCCUGAUCAUGAGCGCCCUGUGCCUUGCGCUCUUCCUGGCCGCUCUGGAUACUACCAUCAUCACUACAGCGGUUCCCACUAUAGCCACCGAGUUCAACUCAAGCCAGGGUUAUGUCUGGAUAGGAACUGCAUAUCUGCUGGGCAACGCCGCGUUCGUGCCGACGUGGGGCAAGAUCUCGGAUAUCUUUGGUCGCAAGCCUGUUAUCCUUGCCGCCGCUGUCAUCUUCUGGAUUGGGUCCCUGCUGUGUGCUGUGAGUACUGGCAUGACCAUGCUCAUCGCUGCGCGUGCCAUCCAAGGCAUUGGCGGAGGCGGCCUUAUCGUCUUGCCCAAUAUCGCUAUCAGUGAUCUCUUCUCCAUACGGAACCGUGGAAUGUACUUUGGUAUCCUGGGCAUGGUGUGGGCGUUGGCAUCUGCUGUUGGACCUAUUCUCGGUGGUGUCUUUACCAGCCAGGUCACUUGGCGGUGGUGUUUCUACAUCAACCUCCCUAUUUCUGCAGUGGCCUUCGUCAUCCUUUUCUUCUUCCUAAAGCUGCAUAACCCGCGAACACCAUGGAAGGAAGGUCUUCUAGCCUUGGACUGGCCAGGCAGUAUCCUCAUCAUCGGCGGUACCAUCAUGUGGUUGCUGGGACUCGAGUUUGGUGGCGUUUCUUUCCCCUGGGACUCUGCCACAGUCAUUUGUCUCAUUGUAUUUGGCAUCGCCGUCGUUGGGAUCUUCAUUGUUUACGAGUGGAAGGUUGCUCAGUUCCCUGUCCUUCCUGUCCGUCUUUUCAGCUCGCGGAAUAGCGUCGCAGCAUACGGGGUGGGCUUCACUCAUGCCUUUGUCUUUAUGUCUGGUAGUUACUGGCUUCCGCUGUACUACCAGGGUGUUCUUGGCGCCUCGUCGCUACUCUCUGGUGUCUAUCUGCUGCCAUAUGUGCUUUCUCUCUCGUUCAUCUCAGCUGGAGCUGGAGUUUACAUCAAGAAGACGGGCAAGUACAAGCUUGUUAUUGUUUCGGGUUUGAUUGUUAUGGUUCUCGGCUUCGGUCUCUUCAUCGACCUCGAACCGCGCGCCAACUGGGUCAAGAUCAUAAUCUUCCAGAUCGUUGCUGGUAUUGGCGUGGGUCCCAACUUCCAGGCUCCCCUCAUCGCACUCCAGACCAACGUCGAGCCACGAGAUAUUGGCGCUGCAACUUCGUGCUUCUCCUUCAUUCGCCAGCUUGGCAUGUCCAUCUCUGUCGUGGUAGGCGGCGUGAUCUUCAACAACGAGAUGGAGAGCCAAUACCCCAAACUCCAGCGAGAGCUCGGCUCCGACCUGGCAAACAGACUUUCUGGCUCCAACGCAGCAGGAAGUGUCGAGCUCGUGGGCUCAUUGACGGGCGAGGAAGGCCGAGUAGCCAAGACAGCGUUCUGGAAGAGUCUGCAAACCAUGUAUAUCGUUUACACGUGCUUUGCAGGUUUGUCACUUGCCAUUAGUUUGUUGUUCAAACAAGUCUACCUCAGCAAGGAGCAUACAGAGCACAAGACAGGUCUCAAAUCGCUCAAGCGACGUGAUGAGGAGAAGACUGAAGCUAGUGCUCAGGAGGGUGUCACAGUGGGGAACGAGAAAUCUACUGACAACUAA